CAUUUCAAAAUAACCCAUGUAGGGGGUAUAUUUUCUUUGUUUUCUAGUGAGUUAUUCUCCCCAUCUCAGAAGUACCAGCUUUUGGUGUAUCAUGCAGAUUCUCUCUUUCAUGAUAAGGAAUAUCGGAAUGCUGUGAGUAAGUAUACCAUGGCGUUACAGCAGAAGAAAGCCCUAAGUAAAACUUCAAAAGUGAGACCUUCAACUGGUAAUUCUGCAUCUACUCCACAAAGUCAGUGUCUUCCAUCUGAAAUUGAAGUGAAAUACAAAAUGGCUGAAUGUUAUACAAUGCUAAAACAAGAUAAAGAUGCCAUUGCUAUACUUGAUGGGAUCCCUUCAAGACAAAGGACUCCCAAAAUAAACAUGAUGCUGGCGAACCUGUACAAGAAGGCUGGUCAGGAGCGCCCUUCAGUCACCAGCUAUAAGGAAGUGCUGAGGCAGUGCCCGUUAGCCCUCGAUGCCAUACUAGGUUUGCUUUCCCUUUCUGUAAAAGGCGCAGAGGUGGCAUCGAUGACAAUGAAUGUGAUCCAGACUGUGCCUAACUUGGAUUGGCUCUCUGUGUGGAUCAAAGCAUAUGCUUUUGUGCAUACUGGUGACAACUCGAGAGCAAUCAAUACCAUCUGUUCACUAGAGAAAAAGUCCUUAUUGCGAGAUAACGUGGACCUGCUGGGAAGCUUAGCAGAUCUGUACUUCAGAGCUGGAGACAAUAAAAACUCUGUCCUCAAGUUUGAACAGGCACAGAUGUUGGAUCCUUAUUUGAUAAAAGGAAUGGAUGUAUAUGGCUACCUCCUGGCAAGAGAAGGGCGGCUAGAGGAUGUGGAGAACCUUGGCUGCCGCCUUUUCAAUAUUUCUGAUCAGCAUGCAGAACCCUGGGUGGUCUCUGGGUGUCAUAGCUUUUAUAGCAAACGCUAUUCUCGGGCCCUCUAUUUAGGAGCCAAGGCCAUUCAGCUGAAUAGUAAUAGUGUUCAAGCUUUGCUACUUAAGGGAGCAGCACUUAGAAACAUGGGCAGAGUCCAAGAAGCAAUAAUCCACUUUCGGGAGGCUAUACGGCUUGCACCUUGUCGCUUAGAUUGUUAUGAAGGUCUCAUUGAAUGCUACUUGGCUUCUAACAGUAUUCGUGAAGCAAUGGUAAUGGCUAACAACGUUUACAAAACUCUAGGAGCAAAUGCACAGACCCUUACCCUUUUAGCCACUGUUUGUCUUGAAGACCCAGUGACACAGGAGAAAGCCAAAACUUUAUUAGAUAAAGCCCUGACCCAAAGGCCGGAUUACAUUAAGGCUGUGGUGAAAAAAGCAGAACUACUUACACAACCAAAUGUAGAUGGCUUAGACCGGCUUGGAUUGGCAGUGACUCACUUUUUGAGUGGCUCAAACCAGCUACACUUGGUUGGUACCUGUUCAGAUCACUUUGAUCUGGUUUUGGUUUUCCUGAACUAG
This is a messenger RNA of Leptonychotes weddellii (Weddell seal), 1434 nucleotides long. NCBI's taxonomy places the organism in Eukaryota, Metazoa, Chordata, Mammalia, Carnivora, Phocidae. The record is from RefSeq and is a predicted model, not a curated record.